AUGUCAAAAGAAGCAAGUAGACAAAAAUUUGUUGAUGAAUUCCCAUCAUUGGUCCAAGAAUUGAGAGUUGUGCUUGAGGGUUAUGGUAUGCCUAAGGAGGCUAUUGAGUGGUACGAAUCUUCACUAAACUACAACACACCUGGUGGUAAGUUGAACCGAGGCUUGUCAGUGGUUGAUACUUAUGCCAUUCUUAAAGGAUAUGAGUCCGUUGAUGAUAUGAAAGAUGAUGAAUAUAAGAAGGUUGCUCUAUUGGGAUGGUGCAUUGAGUUAUUACAAGCCUACUUUUUAGUAGCCGAUGAUAUGAUGGACAAGUCCAUUACAAGAAGAGGUCAACCAUGUUGGUACCGUGUUAAAAAUGUCAAUGAGAUAGCAAUUAAUGAUGCUUUUAUGCUCGAGGCUGCCAUAUAUGUACUAUUGAAGAAACAUUUCAGAAAUGACUCAUAUUAUGUUGAUUUGUUAGAAUUGUUCCAUGAUGUUACUUUCCAAACUGAGUUGGGUCAAUUGUUAGACUUAAUUACUGCGCCAGAAGAUCAUGUUGACUUAUCUAAAUUUUCGCUUUCCAAACAUUCCUUUAUUGUGAUCUUCAAAACUGCUUACUACUCCUUUUAUCUUCCAGUUGCUCUUGCUAUGUAUGCCGCUGGUGUUAACGAUUCGAAGGAUCUGAAGCAGGCCCAAGAUGUUCUGAUUCCAUUGGGGGAAUACUUCCAAAUUCAGGAUGAUUAUUUGGAUUGUUUCGGUACACCAGAGCAAAUUGGAAAAAUUGGUACAGAUAUUCAAGAUAAUAAGUGUUCAUGGAUUAUUAAUAAAGCUUUGGAAUUGGCAAAUGAGAAGCAAAGAAAGAUCUUAGAUGAAAAUUAUGGCCGCAAGGAUUCAAAAUGUGAAGCUAACUGUAAGGCUGUUUUCAGUGAAUUAAAAAUUGAUAUUCAUUACCGUGAAUAUGAGGAAGCUGUUGCAAACGAGCUAAAAGAUAAAAUUAGUCAAGUUGAUGAAAGUCGUGGUUUUAAGAAAGAAGUAUUGACUGCGUUCUUGAAUAAGGUGUACAAAAGAUCUAAAUAA
Messenger RNA from Nakaseomyces glabratus, 1056 nucleotides. RefSeq names its product bifunctional (2E,6E)-farnesyl diphosphate synthase/dimethylallyltranstransferase (gene ERG20). Gene Ontology annotation, biological process: trans, trans-farnesyl diphosphate biosynthetic process. The record is from RefSeq and is a predicted model, not a curated record. NCBI's taxonomy places the organism in Eukaryota, Fungi, Ascomycota, Saccharomycetes, Saccharomycetales, Saccharomycetaceae. Gene Ontology annotation, molecular function: (2E,6E)-farnesyl diphosphate synthase activity; dimethylallyltranstransferase activity. Gene Ontology annotation, cellular component: cytoplasm.